AAUGAAAAAAAAAUAAUAUAUACAUCAAUAAGCACCCUUCAAGCCACAAGCAAUCUAAAGUAUAACUUUAUUUAACUUUAUUUAACGUUAUUUAUAAUUGAAACUUUUAUAGGGCACAUGUAUCAACAUGGACUUAUAAAAGAAAAAACCGGUGAUCCCUAUUCAAGUAGUCAACAAAUUGAUCUUUUUAAAAAAGAAUUUAUCACAGAAUUCGAUCAGAUUCCGGAAGAAGAGUUAAAAACAAAACUGGAUACAUUGGCUGAAGAAUACAAAAAUAAAGAACUUUAUGAUGCUCCACUGGCUUCGUUUGCUUCUCAUUAUGAUGUUAACAGUGUUAAAGGUUUCUAUAGAUCAGUGUCAGAUUAUUGUUAUGCUGCCAGCUUAGUUUGAAGCACCUUGUAAGUUACAAUUUUUUAUAUUAUUACAUAAAAAACAUUGAAAUGUCUAAUUAAUUCUUAUGGGUAAUAUUGUCUAGA
This is a messenger RNA of Acyrthosiphon pisum (pea aphid), 476 nucleotides long. RefSeq lists its product as uncharacterized. The transcript is spliced from 7 exons. Lineage: Eukaryota; Metazoa; Arthropoda; Insecta; Hemiptera; Aphididae. The coding region runs from base 118 to 390 and encodes 90 amino acids. The record is from RefSeq and is a predicted model, not a curated record.